AUGUCCACCACGACUGUGAUCACUGCCCCCGCGGUGGAGCUGCAACCCGGCAGUGAAACGCCGCCAACCGAUGCUUCCGAAAAGGAGCACGGCUCCUCAGAGGCUACUCACCAGUACGAGAGUCCUCAGGGCCCGCUGCGAGAUGUUCAUGGCGUUGCUUGGGUCCUUGUUGUGAUGUCGAUUUUCUCCUGUGUCUUCCUCUUUGCACUGGACAAUACGAUUGUGGCAGAUGUCCAGCCGGCCAUUAUCAAUGAAUUCCACAACUUAGAAAUGCUGCCAUGGCUCUCAGUAGCCUUCAUGCUGGGAGCAGCUAGUACCCUGCUGGUUUGGAGCAAGGGAUAUGGACAAUUUAACUGUAAAUGGCUCUAUAUUAUUACGACGGCCAUCUUUGAGGUGGGAUCGGCCGUGUGUGGCGCCGCCCCGAACAUGAAUAGCCUCAUUGUGGGACGUGCAAUCUGUGGCUUUGGAGGCGCAGGCAUGUACUUGGGUGUGAUGACCAUCCUCUCCAUGUUGACAACUCCCACGGAACGACCCAUGUAUCUAGGCAUGACGGGGCUGGUGUGGGGUACAGGCACAGUUCUGGGACCCAUUAUUGGUGGAGCGUUUACAGAUAGCGCUGCCACAUGGCGGUGGGCUUUCUAUAUUAAUCUCUGUAUUGGAGGCCUUUUUGCCCCUGUCUUUUUCUUUAUCAUACCCAGCGUUGACCCCCGUUCGGGGGUUCCCAUCAAGGCGCGGCUGGCAGAAAUUGACUGGCUCGGCCCGAUUCUCUUUAUUGGUGCCUACGUCUCGGGCAUCAUGGCGAUUGCGUUUGGUGGUGCCCCCUAUCCCUGGAAUGACAGCCGCAUUAUCGGCAUGUUCGUCUGCUCUGGGGUGCUUUUUAUUCCCUUCUUCCUCCAGCAAGCGUCCAUGCUGUUUACUACCUAUAGUGGUCGGAUCUUCCCCUUGCAAUACCUCAAAAAUAAGGAAAUGAUUCUGUUAUUUAUCGAGACCGCCGCGGCCGGCACUUCUUCUUUUGUCCCUAUAUACUUCAUCCCCUUGUACUUCCAGUUUGUCCAAGGAGACGGUGCCCUCCAAGCCGGGGUGCGCCUUCUUCCGUUUAUUGUUCCCAUGGUGGUGUUCAAUCUGGUGAAUGGGAUAGCCAUGAGUGCGUUGGGGUACUAUAUGCCAUGGUAUCUUCUUGGCGGGGCCCUGGUUCUGGUGGGCGUCGUCCUACUGAAGAUCACCCAGCUGUCCACUAAUGUGGCCCAGAUCUACGGUGCUCUAGUGGUGGGUGGGAUUGGGACUGGGGUCUUCUCGCAGGCUGGGUUCUCCGUGGCCCAAUUUCUGGUCCCGGUGGAGGAAAUUCCCAUGGCCGUCGGCUUUAUGGCCUGUGCCCAGGUUGGGGGAUCUGCGAUCGCCCUCUCGAUCGCCAACACGGUGUUUUUAAAUCGAGCAACUGUCCAGAUCCGGGAUCUCCUUCCGCAGGAGUCCUUGGAAAGUGUGCAGGGCAUGAUCUCAGGCGCGAAUUCGGCCCUCCUGAACUCGUUAGAUAAAGAUUUGAGAACCGACGUUCUCAGUGCGAUUGUGAACUCGAUCACAGAUGCCUUGGUGUUGGAUCUGACGGCCGGAUGUAUUGCGGUUUUCCUGCCGGUGUUUCUACGACGGACCAAGAUGAGCCAUACCUCAGGUGCUAUAGGGGGUAUGUAG
Molecule: messenger RNA, 1686 nt
Organism: Aspergillus tanneri
Lineage: Eukaryota; Fungi; Ascomycota; Eurotiomycetes; Eurotiales; Aspergillaceae
Exons: 4
Coding region: 1-1686 (561 amino acids)
Biological process (GO): transmembrane transport
Molecular function (GO): transmembrane transporter activity
Source: RefSeq, a predicted model, not a curated record